Messenger RNA from Glarea lozoyensis ATCC 20868, 1809 nucleotides. RefSeq lists its product as uncharacterized. The coding region runs from base 1 to 1809 and encodes 602 amino acids. Lineage: Eukaryota; Fungi; Ascomycota; Leotiomycetes; Helotiales; Helotiaceae. The record is from RefSeq and is a predicted model, not a curated record. The transcript is spliced from 5 exons.
AUGUCGCGCGCGGACUCACUUCCCUCAGCCAGUAAUCUUGCUGAGUACAGUGAUGCAGAGCUUGAUGAGAUAAUUAUUGUCAAGGACCCGGAAAAGCUGAAUGAACAAGACAAUUUCAACCUCAUUCAGAGGCUAAAGGCUCGAGCUGCCGCGAGCAAGCCAGUCACAGCCCCAAUCGAUGUGGAUGAUCUUUUUUCGCGCCUCGAAGAAAUCACUGAUAAAAGGGAGUUUCCGCCUUGCGAGUCCUCAUGUCCGUCGACGGUAGAUGCCACUGAUGAAGAACUGCAUCAGGCUGAGGUAGAAAGACAAGUGCGACUCUAUCAUGAGCUGGUGGCCAAAGGCGGCCGGCCUACACACCCGAUUAGUCUCAGCUACGAUGUUGCGAGAAGCUUACCCGAAUAUCGCGAUAUCUUGUCGUUCUGGGAGAUCACUCCUGAUAACCCAAAUAACUGGGCGUGUUGGUGGCCGCAAUUGUAUGCUUGGGAUAUGUUUCUUCUAAACCGACGCUUUAGCAGGGCAGCAGGCUUUCCGGAAUAUUGUCAACAAACUCACGAUUGUCUGAGAAGACAUGGAAUUGAACGAGAUUUUACGCUGGACGAGGAGUCUGAUCGACAGGAGAAGUUGGCAACGUGGAUUGAAUAUUUGGGCUACCAUUACAACUUGUAUGACUUGAACGCGAGAUAUGUCCGUCGUCGACAGUCGAGUUACGAUAAAGAGGUUGAGAAAGUUAUGGAUGCAAAUGUCUUGAAAUCGUCUGAGAACAGGGAUUCCUUCGACAGAUUUUUCCUGGUCGAGCUGGAAGGCGAUCAGGCCAGUGCUGAGAAGGCUGUGGCGUCGGCGAAGUGGUUCGUGAAAUCAGUAGAAAAAGAAUUGGAAAAGGCGCAAAUAUUUCGUCUGCCUCUGGAAAAUAUUCAUUUGCUAGAGAGAAAGCUUUCCCAAGCCGAAGCUUCCUUGGACAAGGAGAGAGAUCUACAUGAAAGGUGCAGUAGACGAUACAGCAUUAUCAAUAGCUUCAUGAGCCGGGUGGCCCUUUUCGAAAAGGCGAGGGAGAAGAUGAAUGAGGAAAACCGCCUUCUGCCAUGGAUACUAAGUCAGAUUCCGUUGAUUGAAUUCGAGUCAACUAGGCACAGGUCGCCAGAUGCGAUUGUCGUUGAAGGCGGGCAACACGAACAGCAGCCUCAGCCAGUCGGUAUGCAAGACUUGAGAGAUGAAUCUGAUCCCGAACGACUAACACGAUGUUCUAUUCCUCAUUCCAGAGCUUUGUUCGAAAAAUCGACUGUGGAGGAAACUAGUCAUCAGCAACAAAUCCGAAAGCUUAAACGUCAGCGGAUUGAAGAUACAAGCGAAGAGCCUCCUCUGAAGCGACAGACCCGCAGUUGUCGCACUGACAACAAAACAGCAUCCCCUCCUCCUUCGCAAACUCGCAUUAAGCAAGACGAUUAUUCGCAAAAAUCUGCUUCUCCGAGACUCAAAAGUUUACCAGAUACACAGCACAAUUUCCCCUUCAAAAGCGGACAACCCAAAUCUUGUUCGGGGAGAGUAAAUCCAUCAGAUCUGGGUACCACAGUGUCAUGGAAACACAUGAUUGGGGAGCUGAGGCGAAGUCAGUAUUUGGUCUUCUGCACCCGUACGCCCUUAGGAUACAGCGAGAUAGCGACCAUGCGACCCAAGGCAUCCUUCGGUUGUCGCACAGAAGCUGUGCUACCCCAUGAACGGCUCUGGACGACAAUCGUACCAGUUCGUUCUGAUGAGUUGCCAGGUCUAUGUGAUGUUGAAAUCCUCAAUGAGGCAUAUAUUGGCAGAACGUAG